Pimephales promelas (fathead minnow) is the source of this 2429-nucleotide messenger RNA. RefSeq names its product G protein-coupled receptor 22b (gene gpr22b). The record is from RefSeq and is a predicted model, not a curated record. NCBI's taxonomy places the organism in Eukaryota, Metazoa, Chordata, Actinopteri, Cypriniformes, Leuciscidae. Gene Ontology annotation, cellular component: plasma membrane. Gene Ontology annotation, biological process: cellular response to hormone stimulus; G protein-coupled receptor signaling pathway. Gene Ontology annotation, molecular function: peptide binding; G protein-coupled receptor activity.
GAGAGAGGGGGGACAAGCAAGGUUUCGGAGGAGCAUCGGUAACACUUCAAUGCAUCACAGUUCGAAGAGAGAGUGUAGACAAGAAGCAAGACAGUGAAAGACACAGAUCAAACUCACUCCACUGCCACUGAAGACAGUUCGCACGGACGGGAUUUGAUUCGGGUUUACGACUCGCUGACAUGCAAAAGUCUGUGCACUUGUGGAUCUCAGCAGGUGAUGCUUCGGUGAUGCUCUACGUUGCAUGGCAGAUGAGAACUCUGGGAGCGCAAAGGAUUGUGGAAUCAAACUGAAGUGCCAUCUCUCAGGAAGAGUGGAUUUCCCAGGGGAUUUCACCACGGAUGUUUAAAGUUUUUAUCAUGGGCUUCAUUGAUAACGCAACCUGAAGGUGACCUUCUGUAAGGGGACUGGAAAUUACGUCGCCAAUUCCCCAACCUAAACAAUUCAGCGACCUUGGAUUCUUCACCAGAUGGCACAUGCAAAUCAGCAAAUCAAUAUGGAUUUAUCACCUUCUAGGGCUCAUGAAACUGCAAUAAGUGGAAUAUGUCAGCAGUGAAGGACCGUGCUGAUGGUAUCGAGCGAUAACCCUGACGUGGAUAUAAUAAUUAAUCGAAAACAAUUGCUUUCGGUGGUUUGAAAAAUUAAAAUGGACGGUUUAUCUCUAAAUCACUUGUCAUGUUCUCUGACUCAAUCGGUGCGUUGAAGAAAACGGGAAUGCCAAGUCUUUGUUAGGUUUGGACAUGGCAGGAGACCAAACAUAUCAAUUGGUUUAGUACAAAAACAUCAUCCCUGAUCAUUAAGAGAGAUUUGCUUGGAUUAAGAAGUGCAGAAGACUUCCUUGAAAGGCCAUGCCUGGGGCUGAUGUACAACUUGCACCCCUUCCAGACUCUCCCGUCUCGACUGCUGACUCCCGAGGCUGAGAAAAAAACCUGGAAGGGGAAGGGAUAAUGCACGUCCCUCCCUCAACGGAGGAAGAAAGCACCAUGAGUAACGUUACCGUCCUUGACAUCACCGAGGCCGUGAGUCCCGCCAUGGCGGCGGCGGCCGGCCCGAUCCCGUACCCGCUCAGCUUCCAGGUGUCCCUGACUGGAUUCCUCAUGCUGGAGAUUGUCCUGGGCUUGAGCAGCAACCUGACCGUGUUGGCGCUCUACUGCAUGAAGUCCAACCUGGUCAAUUCCGUUAGCAACAUCGUCACCAUGAACCUGCACGUGCUGGACGUGUUGGUGUGCGUUUGCUGCAUCCCGCUAACCAUCGUCGUGCUAAUGCUGUCAUUGCAAAGCGACACGGUGCUCGUGUGCUGCUUCCACGAGGCCUGCGUGUCUUUCGCUAGCGUGGCUACGGCAGCUAACGUGCUAGCCAUCACUUUGGACCGCUACGACAUCUCCGUUAAACCCGCCAAUCGCGUGCUGACCAUGGGACGAGCGGUGGCUCUGUUGGGUUGCAUUUGGGUGCUGUCCUUUGCUAGCUUCUUGGUGCCAUUUAUCGAAGUGGGAUUCUUGGGACCGGAGCCCACCAAAGCAAAUCAGACCGCCGUCGUGCACGUAAACGAGUAUUACACCGAACUCGGUCUGUACUACCACCUAGUGGCGCAAAUCCCCAUUUUCUGUUUGACUGCCGUCAUAAUGCUAAUGACAUACGCGAAGAUCCUGCAGGCUCUCAACAUCCGCAUUGGCACGCGCUUCCAUGCCACGCAGAAGAAGAAGAAGAAGAAGAUGAGGAGGAAAAAGAACUUCUCUCUUAUGUCGACAUCUGAACAACAGCUUCCCGAGAUCACAGACGCCUCGCAAAGCAGCGCCGGAAACCGCGGAAACGCUCCACUCGGCAUGCGCACGUCAGUCUCGGUGAUCAUCGCCCUACGGCGGGCCGUCAAACGCCACCGGGAACGCCGUGAGCGCCAAAAGCGCGUUUUCCGCAUGUCGUUGCUAAUCAUCUCCACGUUCCUCCUCUGUUGGACGCCCAUUACCGUUUUAAACACUGUGAUUCUCAGCGCAGGCCCCAGCGACCUCACCGUCAAGCUCAGAAUGGGUUUUCUGGUCAUGGCCUACGGCACCACGGUCUUCCAUCCGCUCUUGUAUGCCUUCACAAGGCAGAAGUUUCAGAAAGUCCUGAAGAGUAAAAUGAAGAAACGGGUGGUGUCCAUCAUCGAGGCGGAUCCGCUGCCGAACAAUGCAGUGAUUCGAAACUCCUGGAUCGACCCUAAACGGAAUAAGAAAGUGACGUUUGACGAUCACGAAGCCAGGCAGAAAUGCCUAUCAUCGGAAGAUGCCGAUUAAAGCCACUUUGCAACCUCGUUUUCAUAAAAGCACUGUUAUCCAUAAAGGGAACCACGUGAUGUGAAUAUUAGUCGUACAUGAGCAGGUAUCUACUGAGGCGUAUUGCAUUCACUUGAAGAAAAAAAAAUGUACUCUGUUUUUUUUAAUUAAUGAGUUAAU